AUGGAGAAGUUUUCAAGUCUUGAGGACUUGCUUCGAAUCCCUGGCUAUAAUGGUAGCGUGAUUCUGGAUAUUUCCGUUCUAUCAUGUGGAUGUCUAACCUCAGAAUCAACUUUCAAUGAACUCAAUAUUGCCAGAAUUUGUCCCACUUGUCAACUACAAAAUGUUUCAAUUUUAGCACCCGUAAAACCUUUACGUGAUCUUUACAAUAUAAUUUCAAAUCAGCAAUCACAAACAUCUUUGGAAAGACGACGUCCAUCUUCCUCCAAGAAAAGUAUCAAGGCCAUACUGGAUGAAAAUUAUAAACCUAAAACAGGAGAUGAAACAGCUGGGAAUACUGAACCAAUGAGUUUGUUAAGUCUAUUCUAUAAGUUUGCCAAAGAGGAACAAUUCGAGAGAACAGAUCUGAAAGAAGUCCCUCAUUCUUAUCAACAACAACUGCAACAAAUGAAGGACAACCAAGUACCAAUUCAAAACAUGUUACAAAAACAGCAGCUGAAUUAUUCUGACAUAUCAAAGACACUACCAAUAGAUAUAUCAAGCAAAAAGGCAAAUGUUGAUUUGACUAGGUCCUACCCAUCCUCAGUUCUGAUGAAUUCUACUUCAAUUUCCCCGCAAAAUCAUAGAGCAUUUGUAGAACCUGCAAUUUCAGGCAUAGCAAGAACUAAUACAGAAACUGAUUUUAACAACUCUACUGAUAACAAUAUUAUUCCAUCUAGUUUUGAAAAGAACCUCCUUGAGAGUUUAAGUGAAAAUAAAGAAUUCAAUUUUGCAAAAUGCUUCCCAUUCCAUCGUAAGUUAUCCACAUUUCCGACACAACAACUAAAAUUGAAUCUAUCUUCAAUAGUUCCCUUUAAACUGUCUAAUUAUUCUAUCAAGAGAGCCACUAGUACUUCGAUUCAUUCGUAUCUUGAUUACAACUCAAGUAUGGAAAUCACCCGUUUUGUUCUCAUUAGCAAUAAACGAUGGGAAGUGUAUGAAUAUAUUGUGCCGAUGGGAGAUACUGGAAACUUACUGAUUAAACCUCAGCUAAUAUGCUGUGGUAAACUGACUGGAGAAUACGGGGAAAAUCUAAAUAGUCUAUCCUUGCCCGAGAGCGACAGUGACGAGCCCAAAGAAAUCAUAGUGAGAAACGAUUUUGGUGCGAAGGAUAAUACCAAUUGUACUAAUGAUUUAGAUAUUAAAAAGAGAUUGAGUUCAUGGGACCAAAUGUACUGUAAAUUGACGAGGAAUUAUUUGGUGAUUUCUGGUACAAAAGGAGUGAUGCGUAUAUUCAACUUGAAUAAAAUGUCUCCAUAUAAAUUUGGUCAACCAAUGUACACUUUCGUUACUAAUUUCCCCAUUAGAUGCAUUUCUAUUGCACCAAACGAUUCUUUAGUUGCUUGUGGUAUUACUGCCAAGGAAAGGAUAUCGGGGAAGGAACAACCAUUUGUUAUACUUCAUAGGUUGAUGAUGCUGGAGUAUGGAUCCCUUGAAUCUGUCGAUCCGUUGACAAUAACUAUUCCUUAUCGAGACCCAAUAAAAAUCAUGAAUUUCAAUGCAUCGUCUACCCAUUUGAUUAUUGCAACUAGUUGGGAAACACGUUAUUUGAUUAUUAGAUUAACCAAUAAUCGCCAAAAUGAUAAUUAUCGGAAACCGCGUUUGGUGUGGUCAGAGAUCGUCUACAAGUCAAAUCGACGAUUUAAAUCUGAUUUUGAUGAUGAAAACCUGGCUGGUGCCAUUUAUGAAGAAAGAGCAGAAGCUGAAAACGAUUUGAUGUUAUCUAAAGAAGGCAUAACUGAUGUUAAAUUUGGCACAAUGAAUUCGAACUUGAUUAUUGUCACAUCAUGCUCUUUAAGAAGCAGACCUCCUUUGGUAAUAAAAUUGGAAGGAAGUCAAAUUGAUUCAACCAAAAAUGUGGUUAAUAAUAAUGAUAUGAAAAGUUUAAACAGCGCUGAUGAAAGUGAAAAAUACUCCAGUGUGGAAUCAGCUGAAACAUUUAUGAGAAUUAAUGAAAUUGGAUCGCUCAUACAUAGAAUUGCCGUAUCUCCUCGUGGUGAUGGCAUUGUUUUCCUUGAUAAAGAUGGGAAACUAUUUUUAGUCGCCAGUGCAAACUUUUAUCCAGGAAGAAGAAUAAGCUCGACUGAUUCGAAAAAUAAGAAAAUCGUUGUUCAAUUAGGAGAUGUUGCUAAUGCUGAAAGGUUUAGUGAAUCUGCGUCUGUGGUUUUCAGUGCUGAUGGAGGUAAAGUGUUUGCUUUAGACAGAAAAGGGGUUUUCUCUGUAUUUGAUUUUACAAAAGGUAUUCCUGGUGAAGAUCCUGAUGUGAUUAAAUGUAAGAUCAUCAGUUUGUAA
Messenger RNA from Candida albicans SC5314, 2328 nucleotides. It is a transcript of the gene PTR3, whose product is annotated as Ptr3p. The record is from RefSeq and is a predicted model, not a curated record. The transcript has a single exon. Lineage: Eukaryota; Fungi; Ascomycota; Pichiomycetes; Serinales; Debaryomycetaceae. Gene Ontology annotation, molecular function: protein binding. The coding region runs from base 1 to 2328 and encodes 775 amino acids.